This is a messenger RNA of Trametes versicolor FP-101664 SS1, 2244 nucleotides long. RefSeq names its product glycoside hydrolase family 92 protein. The record is from RefSeq and is a predicted model, not a curated record. Lineage: Eukaryota; Fungi; Basidiomycota; Agaricomycetes; Polyporales; Polyporaceae. Gene Ontology annotation, cellular component: cytosol; nucleus. Gene Ontology annotation, biological process: protein deglycosylation; glycoprotein catabolic process; protein quality control for misfolded or incompletely synthesized proteins. Gene Ontology annotation, molecular function: peptide-N4-(N-acetyl-beta-glucosaminyl)asparagine amidase activity; carbohydrate binding. The coding region runs from base 1 to 2244 and encodes 747 amino acids. The transcript has 15 exons.
AUGGCGCAUUUACAUCGUCGCGACGUGCCAGCAGCGUUUUCCUUACCAAAGAGCACAGCCGUCGACUACGUAGACCCGUUUAUUGGAAACGGGGGUGGCUCUCCAGAUGGUUCAGGGGGAAUGAUCCCCUCCACUGCACCUCCGUUUGCGAUGACGCGCUGGGUAGCACAGACGAGACAGAACUAUGUCUCCGUCACGCCAUACAACUACACGGGUACCUCCAUUCACGGCUUUCAGGGUACGCACCAGCCUGCGAUUUGGAUGGGCGAAAGUGGCCCGGCCGUCAUUGCUCCAGGUGCCGGCGAAGUGCAGAGCGUUUUCGAGCGCCGUGGGAUGGCGUUCAAACACACCAACGAGAUCGCUACCGCGAGCUACUACUCUGUGAUCAUGGACGCUCUCGAGGGCGGCACAAUUCAUGCAGAGCAGUCUGCCACGUCCCGUGUCGGGCACCUUCGAUUCACGUUCGAGGAUACUACUACCCCAUACGUCCUUGUCGAGGCCACGCGCGCCUCAGUCAUGGGCUCAGACGACCCCACCAACGUCACGUACCCGUACGGGUCUAUCAACAUCGACCCUUCCCGCCGCGAGAUCACCGGCCAUAACCCCGAGCGGCAGGACUUCAUCAUCGGGCCCAGCCCCGCGCCGAGCUUCGCAGGCUACUUCUGUGCCCGCUUCGACGUCCCCUUCGAUAGCUUCGGCGUAGCACAGAACGGGAGCGUCUCGGAUAGCGUCACUGAGGGCACCGGCACGUUGCUCUCGGGCUUUGCGCGCUUCGCCCCGGGCACGAAGCGCGUGGACGUUCGCGUGGGCGUGUCGUUCAUCUCUGUAGAGCAAGCUAGGAAGAAUCUGGAGAAGGAGAUCCCGGAUGGGACCUCCCUCGAGAAGACUGCUGCGAAGACGCGCGCCGAGUGGGCAGAGAAGUUGGACCGCGUCAAAGUCGAGGGUGCUACGCAGGAGCAGAACGAAGUGUUCUACACCGCGAUCUUCCACACACUGCAGUACCCAUACGAGCAGAGCGAAGAUGGGCAGUACUAUUCCGGGUAUGACGACACUGUGCACCAGGGCGAAUCGUAUACCGGAUACUCGAUCUGGGACACAUUCAGAUCGGAAUGGGCGUGGCAGAUCUUGCUCGCGCCAGAGCGUGUCUCGCCAAUAGUGCAGAGCAUGCUCCAGGACUAUAUCGAAGGUGGCUGGCUUCCCAUGUGGAAGAACAUCGUUGAGACGAACAUCAUGGUUGGAACGCAUGCGGACUCGCUCGUCGCAGAGGCCGUAGCCAAGGGCUUCACUGACUUUGACCUCGAGACGGCGUAUGCAGCAGUAUACAAGGACGCGACGGUACCGCCAGAGAACGACUGGAACACCUCGUACUUCGAUCGCCAACAGCAUGUGGGCUAUGAAGUGCGCGCCGGCCUCUCAUCCGUGUAUGCUACACACGGCUGGGUCGCAGACGACAUCCAUUCCGAAGCCGGCUCCCGUACUCUCGACUACGCAUACGACGACUACGCUGUCUCCGUCCUCGCCGCCGCGCUCGGCAAAAACGCAGACGCCGCGCACUUCCGCGCGCGCGCGUUCUCCGCCCCAUUCACGAUCUUCAACAACGACACCGGGUUCAUGGAGGCGCGCAACGCGAGCGGCGCGUGGGCGGGCCCGGACGCGGGCUGGACGGAGGGCGACAAGUGGGCGUACACGUUCGACGUCGUGCACGACGUCGGCGCGCUGAUCGAGCGCAGGGGCGGGAACAAGUCGUUCGUGGAGUUCUUGGAUAUGCAUUUCGACGGUGGACAUAAUGAUCACACGAACGAGCCUUCUCAUCAUAUUCCCUAUUACUACUCUCUAGCUGGCGCCGCGUCUAAGUCCCAAGAGCGCAUUCGCGAGAUCGCCAUCGCGAACUACAACAACUCCGUUAACGGCCUGUCCGGAAACGAAGACUGUGGACAGAUGAGCGCGUGGUACGUCUUCAGCGCGCUCGGGUUCUACCCCGUCGACCCCGUUUCCGGAGAAUACGUCAUCGGAACGCCCUUUUUCGACAAGAUCACCAUCGACCUGCCCAACGCCCCGCAGCCUCUGGUCAUCACAUCGUCUGGCGCGCCCAGCAAGCCGUACAUCCAAAGCGUCACCGUAAACGGGCGCGCGCUGGAGGGCCCCAUCCUCAAGCACACCGACAUUGCGUCGGGCGGGCACAUCCACUUCGAGAUGAACGCCAGCCCGCAGGCGUGGGCUUCCAGCACUCUGGUGAGCACUUAA